Molecule: messenger RNA, 453 nt
Organism: Psilocybe cubensis
Lineage: Eukaryota; Fungi; Basidiomycota; Agaricomycetes; Agaricales; Agrocybaceae
Exons: 5
Coding region: 1-453 (150 amino acids)
Source: RefSeq, a predicted model, not a curated record
AUGGCUUCGAAAGAACAGCUAAAUUUUAACGAGCCUCACGCGCCCAAGGAGAAUGCUAUUGAGGCGUUCAAUUUGCUCCUCCCGACGAUCAAGAACGAGAUCUUGAAAUCGCGUCGGCAUUGGGACAAGCAUGAGCCGCGCAUGUGGGCGCGCGCGUCCGGUCUCUCCGACGCGGAGUUGACAUCGUUCACCAUCGAGAACGAUCUCGUCGAGGUUAGUAGCUCUGCAACGAGCUACGGCACGAUCGUUUUGGGAAAGAUCAGAGUCCUGACUGACGACGAGGGCGAGGGCUUUGUUCACGUCAGAAUCCACGAUCCCCCAAACCGAGGAAGCGAAGAUGUGAUCUUCCACUCACUGUUCACGGACGAGAUCAGAGAAGAGGUCGGGGGAUCUCCUAUAGGAUACCAAGCCAUCCAAACCCGCGACAAACCACUGGAAUUCUUCAAUGAAUGA